AUGAUUUUACUAACCACUAGCCGUUCACUAUUUUAUCUCUUCGUUUUCAUUGGAAUCUUUGAAAGUAUUCCUCAAGUUUCAUCUAAACCAGUUGGUGCCAGUCAUGAUUUAAAAGAAAAUUGUUUUGGAAAAUGUACAAAUAUGUUUAUUAAACUAUCUGAAGACGUUUACAAUUCGGGAAAUAUAUCAUCAAAAUGCUUACCAUAUUAUCCAUUUGGUGAAUGUGUUGAGAAGUGUUAUGAUCACCAUGAUACAACUAUUACACUUCAAUUUUUGAAAGAAUGUGAUAAAGCUGUUCAUGUACAGUAUGGUAAAGUUUUGAAACACAAGAAAUGUCUCCAAAAAAAAUUUGGUAAAGUUAGAGAUCAAUGUAAUCUUGAAUGUGCUAAGGAAGCUGUGGAACAUGAAGACAAUGAUGAGAUUAUUACCAACAAAAUUAAAAUCAACAAGAAAUGGUAUUCAUCUUCAGAAAGUUUAUGUUCAAGUCAAGUUUGCCGAUUAAAAUGUUUAGAUAAAAUGAUAGAGAAGCAAUGUCCACAAACAUCAAAAGGAGUCUUAAAUGCUUUACUGGCACCGUUGAAUGGUUUUAAGAGUCUUAUGAAAAAGUCUUCCAACCAUCAGUAUUUCAAAGAUUUCAUAGUUUCAAGUAAAUGUAAGGGUCUUUUCGAGAAAAACAUCGUUAUCAAUGUGUCUAAACCUUCGGUCCAUGAUGAUCAUGAAUUGGAUGAUUUUAAAUACGAAGUUUCCAAUUUUGUUCCUGAUAUCAAACCUACACCUCCUGAACCUCUUAAAUUUGUUGAUCAAUUGUCUCAUAAUUCUGAUGAGAUGCCUAUCAGCAAUUUUUCUGAGAACAAAAUAGUUGUAGUUGACGAAGAAGAAGAAGAAGAAGACGUAACUGAUGACUAUGAAGAAUUUGAUAAUGGUGUUGAUAGUGAUAAUCAAGUUGGUGGAGAAAUAACUGGUCAUAACAUGGAUUAUGGUGACAAUGAAAAACAUCAUGAAAAUAGUAAUGUUGUUUACCAAGCUCACUUUGAUUUUACACAACCAAUCCAAACUUUCAAUAUUGAGCCAUCAAAUUAUCACUUUAUUGGUCGUACUCCAGAGGAUUGUGGUGAUACAAUGGUUGUUGAUGAUGAAAAGAAGAUACCUCGAUGUUUGAAUCCUACUCUUUAUUUCGUUACAACGGAUGACAACACUGUCAAAGAAAUAUUUAUGAAUGAAGGGAUGAAGGAGAAAUACAGUGAUGGUCAAGUUUCAGUAGUAGAUAUCUAUGACCAAUACAAAGAUCUUUUAAAUAGGAUGAAACUUGACGAUUCACAAAUCUCCUCAUUAUUCGAAAACCAACCUAAAAAUAAUUUACAUAAUGAGAAUGAGGAUUAUUCAGAUAUAAAAUCUGAAGAUGAUGGUAUGGAACUAUUACCAAUCAGUAAUUUGAUAAAUAAUGGAGAAUCUACAACAACUGUACACGACAACGAAGAGGAAUAUUCUGAUAACAGGGACGAGUUUCACCAACCUCCUGAUGAAGACGAUGGUAGCGAUUUCCAUGCAUUUGCCAAAGGAGUAAUAAGUCAUGGAAGUAAUUCAAUUAAUAAUGAACAAUUAAUUGAGGAACAUGUUGGUGAGGAAAAAGAAAGUUCACUAGAGGAAGAAUUCGAAGAGGAUGAGAUUUUAAAUGUAAAUCAAGAUAAAGACAUGUUCUUGAAUGAUGAAGAUUUGAAAUCAGUUUCGCAUCAUGAACCAAUUGGUUUUGGUUUUAAAUCUCUUGAACAUGAAAGCAAAAAAGUGUCUCAUCAGAAAGAAUCAAAUCCUCAAUUACUUAAAAGUAAGGAUAAAAAGAUUCAUGUGGAAAGGAAAAAAGUAGAUGAUGAAUUUGAAGAUGUUAUGGAUGAUAAUGAAGAAGAUAGCGACAUGCAUGAAGAGGAUGAUGUGGAAAAAAUGGAAAAGAAAAGUCAUUCUACCUUCCAUGGUCAAGAGCAUGAUAGUAAUGAUAGAUUUAAUAAUGUUCUCCCAGAUCAAGAAAGAAUAUCAUAUGGUUUGAGUGGAAGAUUGGUUCCGAGAAGUAUAAGAACUUAUAGAAUGAGGUUACCAGUUAUUACACACAUCCGAGAAAAUGACGAUAAUAAUUCAAAUGAAAAAGAAACUUCUUUACUUAUAACAGAAAAUGAUAAAUAUGAAAAUUUAAAAGAAACAAAAAGUACUUCAAAAGAUAUUAAAUCUAUUAAUAAUAAUAUUCCAAGUAAAAAUAUAAUAUACAAUGCUACAACUAAAAAGGAUAAAGGCAUAACAAAUGUCGCAAAAAAAUUUAUGAAUCUUACCAAAAGUAAAUCAGAUAGUACACAGUUAACAAUUGAAGGAAAACCUUUAACAUUAUCAGUAUCACAAAUGAAAAUGUAUAAAGAGAAAGAUCCAACUCCUGAUAAAUUAAAAUUAAAUAGAACACAAAAGUCAGAAAAAAUUGUUAAGGGAAAAAAUAAUGAAGAAGAAGAUACAUUAAAUAAUGUUGAUACAUUAGAUGAAGAUGAUUCUGGUGUAACAAAAGCUGAUAAAGAAAAAGCAAAAGCUUCAAUAAGUACGGAUGUCAUUACAGUUUUUCCUGAAUUAUAUAAAUAG
Strongyloides ratti is the source of this 2610-nucleotide messenger RNA. RefSeq lists its product as hypothetical. The record is from RefSeq and is a predicted model, not a curated record. Bases 1 to 2610 code for a protein of 869 amino acids. The transcript is spliced from 5 exons. NCBI's taxonomy places the organism in Eukaryota, Metazoa, Nematoda, Chromadorea, Rhabditida, Strongyloididae.